AUGUUUAUCAAGAAGAAAUCAUCGUUCAGAAUCUACUAUGCAAUUCUGAAAGCAUUCGGAUUAACACUUUGUAUAAUUUUCAUAUUACAAAUAUAUUUCAUGCGUACAACUGUCAAAUAUGUUACCCUACGAAAUCACUCUGAAGAAGCAAUUAUUAUACCCAAUAUGGCACAUAUUAACUGCAAACGCACAUGUCGUACUAUUUGUAAGAAUAUUGACAGUAUUCCAUCGAGUAAUGUGAGUGCAUUGAAACCAAUUGGGAAAAUGCCAUUCAAUGGUGAAUUCAAUGAAGAGGUGAAUCCAAUCAACGACACAUUUUAUUCACAUGAUCUUGGUGGCGGUUGGAUGUUUAAGGAGGAGACGACGAAUUGCAACAAUGUUCCACAAUCCGGUGUAGCAAUCAUCAUUGUUUGUAGAGAUAGAUGGAAACAACUGAAUAAUACAUUGUCCGCUCUGAUUCCAGUUCUCCAGAGACAACAUUUGUGUUACCAAAUAUUUGUUAUUGAACAACAGGGUACUGGUAUUUUGAACAAAGCUCAGUUGAUGAACAUUGGUUUUAUUGAAGCACGUAAACGUUUCGAUUUCGACUGUGUUAUAUUUCAUGAUGCCGACUUAAUACCAUUGGAUGAUAGAAUACCACAUGGUUGUGAUGAAGAGAUGAUGGAGAGUGUGGUUCAUUUGAGUGUUGGAGUGAGUUCAUGGAAUUAUUUUUUACCUUACCAAUCAUUGAUCGGUGGUGUUUUGAAAAUAUCGACUUCACACUUUAUACAAGUUAAUGGUUAUUCGAAUAUUUAUUGGGGUUGGGGUGGAGAGGACGAUGAUUUGGAGAGGCGACUGAAAGCAUCAAAAAUUAUGUAUAAACACAUUGAAAAGUCAAUAGGCAGAUAUCUGGCUCAACCUCACACUAAACAGGUUCGAGCGAAUAGACUUUUAGUACUUGAUUCAUUAAAAAAUGCUGCCAGUCGUAUGUUCAUUGAUGGGUUGAAUUCUGUAAAAUAUAAAGUUUCAGCCUAUUCUGAGAAGCAACACUACACACAUUUUUUAAUUACAUUAAAAUAA
Messenger RNA from Schistosoma bovis, 1059 nucleotides. The record is from the annotation of a GenBank genome assembly. NCBI's taxonomy places the organism in Eukaryota, Metazoa, Platyhelminthes, Trematoda, Strigeidida, Schistosomatidae.